GGACCGGGAGGUACGUGCGGGGGAGUUUUAUCGUGGGGGAGAGAGAGAUUAUUGCCAUUGGAGAUGAGGAAUCCAUUUUCUUGUGGAAAACGAGCGGCGUAGCUACCCGAGGACAGUGCUUUUGUAAAAAGUUGCAAAAGAAAAAAGGGGCCUUGGGGUCGCCAACCAGGAGUUGAGCCCUGUCGCCCUUCCGAUUUUAAGCUUUUCUGGGAUCGGAGAAGAACGGGGGCUCGGGUGGCGUGGGGGAGAUCGGAAAAAGGUGGGAUUUUGAGCACUGGUAUGUGUUGGAUUUCGGACAUAGAGGUACCUCCUUUUCUCGAUUCUUGAUAACUGUGAUUAGAUUAGUGGGUGUUUUGGAUUUCUGGGUUUUUGCAGCUGGUGGUUUUGCCGAGAUUAAGUUGGGUUUUUUUGUGGAUGAAGAAGUGGGCUUUUGCUUCUGACUUUUCUUCGAAAUCUUGUCUUUUUUUGGUGCCUUCUUGUGUUUGGCUUUCUGGAGAUCGUGAGUUAGGUUUUGCUUUCGGAGGAGGAAGAAAGGAGGUAUUUUCAGAAGGAUUUUGGACUCUGGGAAGUGCGGGAAGAGGGGUUCCCCCACUAAUUUGCUGAUCGGGAGGAUUUUCUGGGUUAUAUUCUUGGCUAAACCACUGUUUCCGAGCUCUGAAUCGGGGUAACAGGGAGAUGAAUUAAAAGGCCUUGGAGGGUUCACAUCAAUUUAUUUUCUUCCUCUUCUCUAUAUAGUUGAAAAUCUCGGUUCUUUAGCCCCAGGCAGCUGCUUAUGGGUUCUAAUCCUUCGCUAGUGCGUGGGAUCUAGGACCACCCAAUCAGUGAUAACUUUAGGGGAAAACUUGUUCCCAGUCAAAACUGAGAUUUUGCUGGCCGCAGUUUCUGGGUGAGAUGCUUGGCAUGAGUAAAAUUAUGGAUUAGAAAGUUAUAGAAUAGAAGAGGGAAGGAAAAGGAAAUUCUUUUAUCCAAGAUCUAUUUAACUGUGGAGAUGGAGAAACAGCAAAGCUUUCGUCUUGGAGCAUUCGAGAAAUUGCAGAGCUUUCGGCUGGGAGCUAUGGAGAAACAAAAGAGCUUUCGGAUGGGAUCGCUUGAGAAACAAAAGAGCGGUCGGUUGGGGUCCAUGGAUAAACAGCAGAGCUUCAAGGAGAGGAGGAACAAGGAUAGCCCUGGGAAGCGAGGGGAUACACCAUUGCAUCUGGCUUCUAGAGCUGGCAAUGCGGUGCAUGUUCAGAGGAUUCUUUCUGAUUGCGGUGAGAGCCAUUUGAAAGAAUUGAUUUCCAAGCAGAACCAAGAUGGGGAGACGGCGUUGUAUGUUGCUGCAGAGAAGGGUCAUGUUGAGGUUGUUCGGGAGAUAUUGAAAGUAUCAGACUUUCAAUCAGCUAACACCAAGGCCAAUAACAGCUUUGAUGCACUUCAUAUUGCUGCUAAGCAGGGCCAUCUGGAAGUUUUGAAAGAGCUGUUGCAUUUUUUCCCCGCACUGGCUAUGACUACAAAUUUAUUGAAUUCUACAGCCUUAGACACUGCCGCCACUCAAGGCCAUCUGGAUGUCGUCAAUCUUCUGCUAGAAACAGAUGCUAGCCUUGCCAAAAUUGCACGAAAUAAUGGAAAAACUGUUCUUCAUUCAGCUGCAAGGAUGGGCCAUGUAGAAGUGGUAAAAUCCCUUUUAAAUAAGGACCCCAGCAUUGUUUUCAGAAUAGACAAGAAGGGGCAGACAGCAUUUCACAUGGCUGUGAAAGGCCAAAAUGUCGAAAUAGUGCAAGAACUGCUGAAGCCUGAUAAGUCAAUAAUUCAUUUGGAAGAUAACAAGGGGAACAGACCAUUGCAUAUUGCUACUAGGAAGGGCAAUUGUGGGAUAGUGCUGGCCUUAUUAUCAGUCGAGGGAAUUGAUGUCAAUGCAGUCAAUAAAGCUGGUGAGACUGCUCUGGGUAUUGCAGAAAAAUGCUGUCAUGAAGAGAUUGCUGCAGUUCUAAGAGAGUUUGGUGCUGUGGUUGCAAAGGAGCAAGCAAAUCCACCGAACCCUGCAAAGCAGCUAAAGCAAACUGUCAGUGACAUAAAACAUGAUGUUCAAUCCCAACUCCGACAAACCCGUCAGACUCAAAUGAGGGUUCAGAAGAUCAGGAAGAGACUUCAGAAGCUGCACAUUGGAGGUCUCAACAAUGCCAUCAAUUCUAACACAGUCGUUGCAGUGCUCAUUGCCACUGUGGCCUUUGCAGCCAUAUUCACCGUGCCUGGCCAGUUUGUUGAGCAACCGCAAGAAGAAGAAGAAGGUUACACCCUUGGACAAGCUUACGUGGCAAAGAAUGCAGCAUUCAUCAUCUUUUUGGUCUUCGACUCAAUGGCCCUCUUCAUCUCUCUUGCAGUGGUUGUUGUUCAGACUUCAUUAAUAGUUGUCGAGCAGAAGGCCAAGAGGAUGAUGGUGUUUGUGAUGAACAAGCUGAUGUGGCUGGCAUGUCUCUUUAUAUCGGUUUCCUUCAUUUCACUGACGUAUGUUGUGGUGGGCCACAGUGACUGGUGGCUUGCCUGGUCUACCAUGGCAAUCGGUGCCUCUAUUAUGCUGACCACCCUGGGGUCCAUGUGCUACUGCAUCAUUGUUCACCGGCUCGAAGAGAAAAACUUGAGAAACAUAAGGAGGGCCUCUGGUAGUAGGUCACACUCAUGGACUGUAUCUGUGGCAUCAGACUCAGAGAUACUGAAUAGCGAAUAUAAGAAGCUGUACGCAAUUUAGAAUGGAUGGGUUCAUAUAUUGUGGUAUCUGCACUUCAAGAGCCCUGUCUCAGCAUCUCCAUAAAAUUUUCUGCACCCUUGUAUGUAUAUGCUUCAAAAGAAAGUUUCGUCAUUGGCAUUUUAGCAAGGUAUUGACUAGAUUGGGUUUAGGCCUCCGCAAAGGAUCUAUAUAUGUUUGAAGGUCACUGUUGCUUCCUGAAAUAAAGGACAUAUCUGUCAAAGUUAUUGCACUAGUUGAAAUUAAUAUUCAAGCAGGUUAUUUUUGCAGGUGUUAUAGAAGGGAAUCCAUUCGAUACCAGAA
Messenger RNA from Phoenix dactylifera (date palm), 3025 nucleotides. RefSeq names its product ankyrin repeat-containing protein At5g02620-like. The record is from RefSeq and is a predicted model, not a curated record. Gene Ontology annotation, cellular component: plasma membrane. Gene Ontology annotation, molecular function: protein binding. Lineage: Eukaryota; Viridiplantae; Streptophyta; Magnoliopsida; Arecales; Arecaceae.